Paramuricea clavata is the source of this 3274-nucleotide messenger RNA. The record is from the annotation of a GenBank genome assembly. NCBI's taxonomy places the organism in Eukaryota, Metazoa, Cnidaria, Anthozoa, Malacalcyonacea, Plexauridae.
CACUUUAAAAAAAACUUUAACUUUAAAUUUCUGUGUUUGGAUGGCCUGAUCCAAACACAGGUUUCGACCAAUCAGUGCACGCGUUAUGUACAUGUUAUUUUAUAAAAACAUCGUUCAUUCCUCAGCCAGGAGAAAAUUUUAUUUUAAAUGAAAUUUAACAGUUUCAAUCUUUAUUAGUUGUGAUUGAACAACCGAAAAUUGAGGAAAGCAUUGUUCCCAGUGUGGUUGUUGAAGUGAAAAGUGAAGUCGAGGAAAAGCCAGAAAAACCCCAAAGUAAUGGCGAGCUUAAGCCUCCAGAGAAGCCGCAACGCUCAACAAAAAUCAACCGGUCACAAAGCGAUAGGGUUCCAAACCAUCUUGGAACCGGCAAGGAUCGAGAUUUGCGGCACUCGUUCAGAUACGGAAAUCGUCACGGUUACAAAGUUUAUGUUGCUGACGAGGAGAAGGAAAGUGGUGUUCAACGAUGGCGGCCGAAGGGAUUUGGUGCCAAGAAGAGUCUGUUUGAAGGAAAAGAGCCAGUCAAAUUCCUUGGCGCUCGGCAUAUUACAAGUCCAGUGGCAAAGGUACGGCAAACCAAGAUGCAGUUCAGCAAGCCGCGCCCAAAGAUAACAUCGAGUGUGAGUUUGCCUUGCAAACUGAACGAAACCACUGGGAAGACAUCAAGGUCGUUUAAUGGUCUUGCAGGUCGUAGGAUUGCUAGUUCUUCAAAUAUCCCAACAGGUAUGUGGAACACUUGUGUAAGAAACUGUAUAUCAUGAACGUAACAUCAUUAGAGUAUACUUUGAUUUUUGCUAGAUAUUUGAUCAGUAGAAUAGAUAUUAAGAAAAAGGCUUAAUUAAGUGCAGAUUGAGAAACCACUGUAUGUUGCAAAACCUAUAAACAGGUAGAUUUGAUGAGUACAUUUUCCAAUGUUCAAGAGACUAAAACCAGUGGUGCCUAAAUUACUUUGAAUUUGUAUUCGAGUAAAAGUAGAAGUAAUUAACAAUAAAACGACUUGAGUAAGAGUAAAAAUAAAAAGUACUGGAAGCAAAGCGUACUUAAGUAAAACGUACUGUACAAAGUAUCCUUAAAAAAUACUUGAAGUACAAAGUAAAAGUACUAUUGUCUGUAGCAUGUAGAGGGGGGGAGGGGCUUCUCCAAUGGAUUGACAUACAAAAGACACAAAACAGCACACGCAUUAUAUGCGUGUACCGAAUAUACAAUAUUUCACGGCAUGGUCUACUUUCCAGACCCCGUUGAAGAUAUAAGAAAUCCAUUAAAUAAAUAAUGCUUGUAAGUAAGUCACAAACGAGAGAUCUCAGACGCAUGUAAAGGUCGUAUUACACAUCCCGAAAUUAAAAUCUGGAAUAAAUCACGUAAAAUUAAACAAAAGUUAGAAAGUAACGAAAUAUACUUCGCCACAAAAUGAAAAUAACGAAGUAAAAAGUUACUUCUUAAAAUGACUUCGUUCUAAGUAAAAGUACUCCAGAAAAAGUUUACUUUGUUACAUGCUCACUUCUCAAAAAUAGUACUCAAGUACAGUUUACUUCGUUACUUGACACCACUGACUAAAACAACACAAUAAGAUCAUUAAGAAACAUUGCGACUGAUGGAGUUUACUGUGGAAGUGUUAGUGUGAUUAAAGAGAUCAACAGUAACAAGAUGCAAUUAGUAUACAUGUAAUUAGACGGUAAUAAAGUUAGUUUAUGUUUCCUCCUGUAGUAACACUGAGCCAAUAAGGAAGAACAGUUCAGAACUGACAGAGCUAUCCCAUACAAAAAUGCUAGGGUUACUUAACCUUGUAAGACAAUUGUUUAUGUCAUUUAGGUAUGCACCUCUUAAAGGACUUGCCGUCUUCAAUCAAGAAUCAGGCAGCCGACAUCCUUGACGACCCUGCCAAGGGACAAUGGUGGAGAAAGAUCGCCAUCCAUUAUCGUAUCCGAGAAGUCGAAGUUAACGACCUCGCCUUCGGAGCAUCUCGACACAUUUCGGGAAGCGAAACCAAAGCUCUGUUCCAAAAACUGUCUGUCAAGCAUCCUGACUUGACUGUAUUAAGCCUAGUUGACUUUUUACUCAGUGAACAUGCCAGCCAUGACAUUUUAAAUCUGUUUCGGCCAUAUACGUAUAAAGGGAUUUAAUACGUAGUGCGAUCUAUGUACAUCAUAGCCAUCUGUGGAUUUUUUUUGUAAUAUAAUUUGGUAUUGUAAACCACUUUUAGUGAAAUUAUAGUAGCAAUGCACCAGAGCAAUGCACCAGAAAGUACCAGUUUCAUCUUGAAAUAGAUUAUGUUAAAUAUAAAGUUGUUAAUAUAUCUUACUUACAUUAUUUAGUGGAUUUUAUACUUAUAAAAGAGGACAAAUUACACACAGAAAUAUUUUGCAUUCUGUCAACAAGAUUUGAUCGUAACAGUCUUGUGGCAAUGUUCGCCUUGUCAAGUGCAAAUGGCACUGUUGUAUAAAUUUUAUCACAUUGCUACAAGGUUGUCACAAUGUCACUCGCAAUUUGCAAGGACGGUACAAGUUGGAACCUGUUGGGACCAUUUGUAACAAGUUUGUUAAGUCAACAACCUUGUAGCAAAUUGUCAUCAAACCGUUAAAAAUGUUUUCAACAAGUGCAAACACUUACUGUAUUCUAAUGAACAUACUAAAUACUACUUAAUGGUGGUUAUUUUUGUAUCUUUGCAACUGUAACAGACAUUCCAACUCUCCCGAUUAGGAUUUUACCGGGAGUCUCCCGAAAAUUCAUGCAAUCUCUGGUCUCCCGAUUUUUAUAAAAUUCUCCAGAUUUUUUAGAAUAUUCAGGAAAUAUAGUAAAAAAAAAUCAUAAACAUGCUGUUUUUAGCAACAUAAUAGUCUGUCUUGACCUUUUUAUGAAGUUCCUUAAUGGCAAUUUUAGGAUCACUUAUAACAACAUCUUCCCAAAAUGCAGGAAACGCCAUUUCAGAAGACUUAAUUUUUAUUAUUUUUUCCCAGAAGAACUAGAUUUCAAUUCACUGAACAGUCUCCCUAAAUUUCACCUCCAGUAGUUGGAAUGUCUGCUCAUGGUACUUACAGUGUAAGUACCAUGAGUAUUGUACCAAUGACUUCUGAGGAUCGCACAGGGAUUUCUAGAAAGACAGGCAUACAUAUGUUGCAAUGAGAACAAGCGGUUAAAAGCAAAAUAAUCACACUAAACACAGUCUGACAUGAUGAAAUCUUUGUUGGAGACCCUCGCUAAAAAUAGUAUGUGGUUUUAUUGGUAGUCUUUCUAUAGACUAUUUGUUACUGGAACAUGUGAAUAAAAAAUUAGUGUGCAG